Molecule: messenger RNA, 1181 nt
Organism: Gossypium raimondii (Peruvian cotton)
Lineage: Eukaryota; Viridiplantae; Streptophyta; Magnoliopsida; Malvales; Malvaceae
Product: pirin-like protein At1g50590
Exons: 6
Coding region: 167-1072 (301 amino acids)
Source: RefSeq, a predicted model, not a curated record
CCAUAAUUCACAUUCUUUACCUUUUCUUCACAAAAAUCCCAAAACCCAAAAGAAUAAAAAAAUCCCAAACUUUUUUUUUCGAAACUAGUGAUAUCUAGCUUCAGUAGCAGUGAUUAAUCGUCUCGUCGUGCAAGUGUUUUCUGAAAAGAUAGACUACUGAUUACAAAUGCCCGAGGAAAACAAUAGUUGUGUUGGUUUAAAUGAACCAAGAUUGGUAGUGAGGAAGUUUUUGGCUAAGCCACAAUAUGAAGGUGUUGGAGCCAUAGUGAGAAGAAGCAUUGGCAGGUUUGAGUUGAGAUACUUUGAUCCUUUCCUUGUUUUGGAUGAAUUUUCAGUCACAGCACCUGCUGGAUUUCCAGAUCAUCCACACAGAGGAUUUGAGACAGUCACCUACAUGAUACAGGGGUCAGUUACACAUGAAGACUUUGAAGGGCAUAAAGGGACCAUUGGAGCUGGUGAUCUUCAAUGGAUGACUGCUGGGAGAGGCAUUGUCCACUCUGAGAUGCCUUCACCACAUGGUACCCAAAAGGGUCUACAACUAUGGGUCAAUCUCUCCUCCAAAUAUAAAAUGAUGGAACCAAAGUAUCAAGAAAUAUCAAGCAAGAACAUUGCAGAAACCACAAAGGAUGGAAUCAAAGUUAGGGUUAUAGCCGGUGAAGCCUUGGGAACAAAGUCACCAAUCUACACAAGAACCCCAACAAUGUAUUUGGAUUUCACUCUAGAUCCCGGAACUCACCUCCAACAACCGAUACCUAAACCGUGGAACGCCUUUAUUUACAUAUUAGAAGGAGAGGGUGUCUUUGGGCAGUCGAAAUCGUCGGCGAGUGCUCACCAUUUGCUUCUUCUAGGACAUGGGGAUGGGUUAGAGGCAUGGAACAAGUCCACUAAAUUGUUAAGGUUCAUAUUAGUAGGAGGUGAGCCAUUGGAUGAACCAUUGGUGCAAUUUGGACCAUUUGUGAUGAACACUCAAGAAGAGAUUGAUCAAACAAUAGAGGAUUUUGAGAACUACACCAAUGGAUUUGAGAAAGCAAGGCAUUGGAGAUCUGAAUCUGGUCUUAGCCUGGAUUUUUGAUUCUUUGUUUUUGGUUUAAGAAGUAUCCAUUGGUUAUGUAAUAAGAAAAAUAUAAUUCUUUCUUUUUUUAUACAAUUAUCUAAUAAAUUUAUUUAAAAUUUGAUAUAAA